This is a messenger RNA of Tarenaya hassleriana, 1174 nucleotides long. RefSeq names its product calcium-dependent protein kinase 10-like. The record is from RefSeq and is a predicted model, not a curated record. The transcript is spliced from 6 exons. Bases 1 to 900 code for a protein of 299 amino acids. Gene Ontology annotation, molecular function: calmodulin binding; calcium-dependent protein serine/threonine kinase activity; calcium/calmodulin-dependent protein kinase activity. Gene Ontology annotation, biological process: peptidyl-serine phosphorylation; protein autophosphorylation; intracellular signal transduction. NCBI's taxonomy places the organism in Eukaryota, Viridiplantae, Streptophyta, Magnoliopsida, Brassicales, Cleomaceae. Gene Ontology annotation, cellular component: nucleus; cytoplasm.
AUGAGUGCUGGUGUGAUUGUCUACAUCUUGCUCUGCGGUGUUCCUCCGUUUUGGGCCGAGACUGAACAAGGUGUUGCCCUUGCAAUCUUGAGGGGAGUGCUUGAUUUCAAGAGAGAACCGUGGCCCCAGAUAUCGGAGAGUGCUAAGAGCCUCGUGAGGCAGAUGUUGGACCCGGAUCCGACUAAACGUUUGACUGCUCAGCAAGUCCGUGAGCACCCUUGGAUACAUAACGCAAAGAAAGCUCCAAAUGUUCCUUUAGGAGAUAUCGUGAGGUCAAGGUUGAAGCAGUUCUCCGUGAUGAAUAGAUUCAAAAAGAAAGCUCUCAGAGUGAUUGCCGAGCACUUGUCCCUUCAGGAGGUUGAAGUGAUCAAGAACAUGUUUACAUUGAUGGAUGACGACAAUGAUGGAAGAAUAGCCUACACAGAACUCAGAGCUGGACUCAGCAAGGUCGGUUCACAACUGGGUGAACCAGAGAUCAAAAUGUUGAUGGAAGUGGCCGAUGUUGAUGGGGAUGGGUUCCUGGACUACGGUGAAUUCGUCGCAGUGAUUUUCCACUUGCAAAAGAUGGAGAACGAUGAACAUCUCAAGCAAGCUUUUAUGUUCUUCGACAUAGACAGUAGCGGGUACAUCGAAAUGGAUGAACUGCAGGAAGCUUUAGCUCAUGGAGCAGACGAACCAGACGACAAUGUCCUAAAUGACAUAAUGCGUGAAGUUGACACUGACAAGGAUGGGCGCAUAAACUACGAUGAAUUCGUAGCAAUGAUGAAAGCAGGAACCGACUGGAGAAAGGCGUCUAGACAAUACUCAAGAGAGAGAUUCAAAAGCCUAAGCGUCAACUUGCUGAAGGAUGGUUCAUUGCAUCUUCAUGAUGCCCUCACUGGGAAAUCAGUUCCAGUAUGAUCUUUUCUUACCAUUUUUUUUUGGUUAUAUAUCCCUCCAAAACAAACCCUUACGACAUUGCUUCAAGAACCCUCUUCGGCGUUAGGGUUUGUAAAGCUUUGUGGGUUGGUUAGGGUUUGGUGUUAAGAAGACUUGGCAACUCUCGAAAGGGGUAUACUUGCAGCUAGGCUGUAUAUUUAGGGUUUCUGUUUUUGUCUACUUUCACAUUCAGAACUUUCGAAAUUAUGUGUACCAUUUGAAGUUUUUCCGGAUUCAGUGGCUUUUGUCUGUUCAA